CACCGUCAGCUUCGUGUGUAUGAGUGUUCCGUGGAAGGAUGCUGCGCGCGAGUGCGUUUCGUGGAGGCGAUACGCGUGCACCAGUGGUGGGGCGUGGAACGAACAGGGCGAACAGCGGGACCGAGUUCGCUCAGUAUUUGGCGAAAUUUUUCCCGAAUUUGGGGACGGUGAACUAGCUGCGGCCGUUUAAACGAUAUCGUUCAACGCGCGACGUUCCGAUAGCUGCCGGUCGCGGUAAGGUCGUUCGGUUUGCCGCGGUUCGCGAAGCCCAGACGUCGCGUCGUUUCGAGGUCGUGCGCUCGCUUGGAUUUCGAGGUAGACCGAAUCCUUCGACGAUGGUGGGGAGCGAAGGAAAGUAGUAGGAGGAGGUCGCUGCGAAGGUAUCGCUUCUCCCUCUUUCGUAUCAAACUACAAAAAUAUAUACGAGUUUUCUUAUUGCGUGUCGAAGAUAAGUGCCGGUUGCCCGACGAUUACCUAACGAAACGAACACGCCGCUCAGGGUUGCGCGAGCCAAGUUAUUUCCCAGUGACUGACAGAUGACAUACGCAAAUUUCUAGCUGGUCGCAGAGAAUCGUCGGGUAUCUGGAGGUGUCGAUAGUCCGGUAACGCUUGGUCGGAAAUACUCGACGCGACACCGGGCGGCGGAAAGCUUUUUUUUUAUGUCCGCGCUGAACAUUCUGCCAGGAGGACUCGCGCGCUUCCUUUUCCUCGUUACGUGGAACGCGUAAUACGAUCGCUGUUAAAAUUCUCGGCGAGUGUUGCAUCGAACCAAAUCGUGGAUCGAAGGUCGGAGGGGGGUAAGAGGAGCGAGCAGGAGGACGGACCACGAGUCCGUACACACCUAUUUAAUUCUUUCUUCUCUGUCUGCUCUCCGUCCAGACUCGACCAACGUGAUAUCGCGUCGGUGUUCACGCGAGAAAGACAGCGCGCGUCCGAUCAGGCGUACGCGUGUGUCCAUCGAGGCAGAGGUUGGUCACGAGCUUGGUGGGGAAUGCGAUGAGAGAAGGUAGGAGAACGAACGAGAGUCCGCGAUAUUCUCUCCGACGUUGGAGGUUUGCCUUCCUUCUCGGACGUACGGGAGCCGUCGCUCCCUCGUAUCUUCGUGUGUGUUCCAUCGAGUAGCUCGAUCGCGAGAGAGAGAGAGAGAGAGAGAGAGAGAGAGAGAGAGAGAGAGAGAGAGGGAGAGAGAGAGAGGGAGAGAGAGAGCGAGAGCGAGAAAGAGAAAAAUAUAACACGCGCUGUAAGGGCAGAGGGGGACGAGGGGGCGCGAAAAGUCGAAGAAGAAUAAGCGAGAAGUUUGGGCGCACUCUAUCCUCGUCUCCGUUAGCCAGCGAAUUCACGGACAUCACGGGAGUAUCCUGGGCGAAACACGGACCGCGACACACCGAGCCUCGCGAGUUGGCGUAUGUGUUCCCCGUGGAUGUGGUAGAGGCUGGUUCGAAGGGAGCUGGUGGGGACUAGAAGGGAGAAGGUAGGAGGACGAGUUGGGAGGACGAAGGCAGCGCUAUCGAGUGGCGGUACCAAGAAGCAACGGCGUCGUCCGUCGUCACCGCCGUGUAUCGUCGCCGCUGAGAGAGAGAGAAGUCCACCGCUGAGGGACUAUCCGAGAUUUGGUCGCUUUUAAACGAAAUACACGGGCUCGUGAGCCCAAAUUGACAAACGUCCGGUUACGAAUUGUAUUCGCGUGACACGCGUGUGAUACGAAUAGAAUUUCCGAAGAACGGGUCUACGAAUUCGCGAGUGUCCUACGGAACGCCGGACAAAGACUCCGGUAUCGUACACAGAAGCGGCGGUAUUAGCCAAAACGGGACUGCCGGUACGACCAAAGGAUAUCUACGAAGAAAGAAAAGGACGGUGCAAAUCGAGGGUAAUUAUCGGAAAGGUCUUGGUCGAACGGAACUAGCAAAGGGGUAAAGAAGACGAUACCGGAACCGUAGGACGCAAACCGUGGUGAAAAACAAACAGAAGAAACGAGGACGAACGUAGCCGACGCAGGAAGAAAGACGGUGCAGCUCUUCUUGCUGACUGCGCGCAGAAGAGAACCUAGUUUAACGCGGGCUUUAACCAAUUCAAUUCAUAGGCUCGGGUUAAGCCAGGAUUUGUGGCUUAGCACUGAUGGUGUUUGCUACCACCACGAGAGAUUUAACUGUUUCUGCGGCAAACCGUCCUCGGACCACCGGCCAGGUAGAGGUGGAGACAUACGAAGCCAACGAUAGUGGGCAAAACGUGUCGGCGCCGCAAGAACCAACACCGGGCCUAUCUGAGAACAACGCGACGGUACCUUUGCAAUUGAGUGUGAAUAAUCGACGCGAAGAAAAUUUCUGGUUGACGACAGAGGAGGUAAAUCAACAGUUAAGGCAUUCUGAUACGAGAGCCGCAGUGGCGGGUGAACUGGCUUGCCUCGCGGGUUACAUGGCGGGGUACCUGAAGGCUACCGGCGCCACUUGCGCUCCGACCAGUAGUCCUCAGUACCAUCCCCACAGUCAUCCAACAAUGGGAGUCGGCACCCAUCCACAUCCGCAUUCUCACCCGCAUCCAGGAGCUCCACAUCCAGGACUACCGUCGCCGUUUGCACUCGCUACUCACGGUCAUCCGCAUCCUCAUCCUCUGGAACAUGGACUAGCUGCCUUCCCACAAGGGAUGAAUCAACGUAAACAACGCCGAGAAAGAACAACCUUUACCAGAGCACAAUUAGAUGUGUUAGAGGGACUUUUUACAAAAACAAGAUAUCCGGAUAUCUUUAUGCGCGAAGAGGUUGCACUGAAAAUCAACUUGCCCGAAUCACGAGUGCAGGUGUGGUUCAAGAAUCGUCGUGCGAAAUGCAGACAGCAAUUGCAACAGCAACAGACUUCGCCUUCCAAAGGUUCGCCGAGAUCGAAUCAGAAUCAAAAUAAUAGUAGCAAUAGCAACAAGAUGCCGACGACCUCGUCAGCGUCAACUAGUAGACGCUCAUCGCCGGUUUCUCCACCACGCGGGAAAGAGGCACCAGGACCGAAUUCGCCUCUCUUAUCGACGACCUCGACGUACCCGCGUCUGGGUGUGACGCCAACCGGUGGAAGCGGAGCGAACAGCGCAUUAACUACACCUUCUCCGCCGUUGACUCCGGGUGCAAGUCAGUUGCCGCCAUCGUCGUAUCCACCACCGAUGAAUCAACUUCAUCACGGCGACUACGGUUUCGCUUGGAGUUCAUCGUCGCCCGGCUCGGUGAACCCGAGCCAAUGUUACCCUGGGCAGACCUACAAUGCCUAUCAGAAUCCGUACACCAGCGGCGAUUACUAUCAAACUCAGAUCUCGCACAUGCAUCACAGCCCGCAAGGAAAUUACCAUCCGCAGUAUCACCACAACAUGACAUUGACGUCCUCUAUGUCACACUUGACCAGUCAUCAUUUGAAUCCAACAGGCAGCAACGAAAUGGCUACUUCGCCGGAGUCCGAUGGUUAUAUACUAUCUGACCAGAAAUAUCAGGCGAUGGUAUAGCGGCCUGGUAGAAACUCCUGUAUCUCUCACCGCACUCAGGAAAAUACCGCUACUACUGGAUCCUUUGCCACUUAUAAUUAGAUCGUCAAUCUUUAUGCAGAUAUCGUGACAUCUGAAAAUAGGCAAGGUAUAUAAAAGAUACGUACGAGACAAUUCGUUUAUUGCGAUUUAAUGAUGAAGCAAAUUUCUGUCCAGGCUGAAAAAUAGUAUCCAUUUCUUAUCAAAGUAUAGAUUUGCAUAAAGAUUCGCGGUCUACUAGCGAUCGCUUCCGAAAUAUAAUGGUGAAUCGUAUCAAAGCGUUGAAACCUAUUUCGGUAAUGAUUGACAGAGGCACGAAUCCUGUUCACAUUCAUUUUCCUGUUCGACAGAAGAAGAUUCGAAUAAGGACAAAUUAUAUAGACCAUUUGUUGCAUAGGUAAGAGAAUUGAACAACACUGAUUGUAAUUACCUCUAUCUUCAUUAAUUAAUACCUCUAUCUUCAUUAAUCUUACAAGACAUAAUUCAUAUGACUGGCUUUUACGAUUAUCGUUGCGGGAGUGAUGUAGAGAAGGAGUAGAAUAAAACAAAAAACUCCCGAUGUGUUUGUUUUUUUUGUUAUUAUCCUCCUCUCGAACCUUCUCGAAGUUGGUGUUCAUUUUUAAAAAAUGUUGGGGAUAGUGCCGAUCAUAUUGUAAAAUAGAAUCCUCGGGUACAAUCCAAAUUAAGAUCGUAAUAGAUUAAUUUCAUGUACGGUCAGAACUAACGGAUCGAUGGUAAUUAAUUAUUUGCUUUCGACAUUGAAUUUUACCGCAUGUUCGAAGACAAAAACGCGUCUAAACGAAUUAUUCGUAAUUUAAAUUUUCAGUAGCUGAUAUAAAUAUCGACGAAAUUAACAAUUGAAUACGAGCAUUGAGUAUCAUCGUCAUUUCCGUAGUAUGUAUUCAUUGAAGUUUUAAGUUAGGAACGAUUUGAGUAAGGGUAGUAAGAGUAAACAAAUUGCGAUGAACAUUUAAAUGAUGUACGAAAUUAGACGAUGUUUCGUUAUCAUUUAUCAACCACAUGUUUCUCGUUGCUUGUAUUGUAAUUAAGCGAAUACCAGGCGAUCGAGAACACAAGCACGGAAAUCUUUUGCAACUAUUUACAAUCGGAAGUGGAAAAGAAUAUCUGAUCCUGACCCGUUCAACUCGAUUCCAUUCGACGCGUGUUCUUAUUUUUAUCGUCCGAAGCUGAAACGAAAUUCAAACGUUUUUACAAUUGACGCGAGAGUGAAGUUUCCUUUCUUCCAUUAUGAUCGUUCUCUUGGAUGGGUUUCCGAUUAAUUUAAUUACUCCUUUCGCGAUUAUUUCAUCGCCUCUAAGAAUUUAAUAACGUUCAAAUUAUUUCCAAUCUUAUGAUAUAUAAGAAUCCGCAACGAUGUUUCGCGACCGAUCGUAAUAUGGCUAUCGUAGUAGAGAUAUGUUUUCCUAAUGCAGUAACUGUCGGGAAAAAUGAAAUAGUGCAAUUGCGAUAGCUGGGAGGAAAUCAUGUGCGGUCGUUGAUCUCUGGAUUCAUAAAGUUUAUGUACGCUUAUUAUAAUUAUUCUAUUCUUUUUCUAUUUUUAUCUUUUUUCUUAUUCUAACUUUUAGUAGUAUUAGAGAGCGUACCGAAGCCGAAAAGGUUCGAGAGUGUUAGAUAGUGUGCAUACCUAUCACUAUCCAACUUUAUCUGUUCCAUUUCGUGACAAGGGAAACUGGUAUUAAAUUAUAGAUCGUUUCUUGCAGUUACGACCAAUUUUGGUCUCGAUCUGCAAGGUAUUAUUGUAUAUUCCGCGUAUACACAGCCAUAAUGUAUACUAUCGUGAGUUGAAACAUAAAGUUAAUUGAAAUAAAAAAAGAAAAUAAAUAUGAGAUAUCAGUAAAUUUAAGAAUAGCAAAUGGCAGUGUACGCUGUAAUUGAUUAUCGUGCGUAUAGAAUUAAGUUACUUUGUAACAAUACAAUGCAAGCUGUACAUAAUUAUUAAACUUAUAAGGUACAUGAUUAUUCUAUCAUGUAAGAAGAGAAUCUUACUACGUCAAAAAAUAAAUCGUCGCAUAUUAUUAAUAA
Messenger RNA from Bombus huntii, 5538 nucleotides. Its product is annotated as homeobox protein otx5-B-like. The transcript has 6 exons. The coding region runs from base 2116 to 3477 and encodes 453 amino acids. The record is from RefSeq and is a predicted model, not a curated record. Gene Ontology annotation, molecular function: DNA-binding transcription factor activity, RNA polymerase II-specific; RNA polymerase II cis-regulatory region sequence-specific DNA binding. Gene Ontology annotation, cellular component: nucleus. Gene Ontology annotation, biological process: regulation of transcription by RNA polymerase II. NCBI's taxonomy places the organism in Eukaryota, Metazoa, Arthropoda, Insecta, Hymenoptera, Apidae.